CAAGUAUUUUUGUCAUUGUCACCCUUCCCUUGACCUGAUUCUUCGUUUCUCGCCAUUCCCUCGACCUAUUUUACCUGGUUGAAGUAAUUCCUAGGGGGUGUCGUGUUGGACCCCGAUUGCAUUGUUUACAUCCUAUCACCAGCUCCAACUUUCCCUCCAAGCUACUAAUAUUGGUCAACGAACGAGCCUCUCAGAGCGGAGAAGUUGAGCAAGAUGGAAGGUACUGUGGUUUUCCCUGCCCGGACUGCUCACGAUUGGUCUCCUGUUAACACAGAGUAACAGGACAGCUAGAUGGCACAGCCCAGAGCCAUCAUCAGCAGGUCACCGAGAAUCCAGCCGGCUCCGGGGCUGGACAAGAUGCUGGACACUCGGGAUCCGAUAUCGAAGUCAUCUGCGGCCCUCUUCUCAAUUACCAGCGCAUGAGCGAGCAAGGGACAGAUAUGUUCUGGCAUGGCUCCGUGCUCGUCGUCACAAAGCCCGGGGAACAGAAGCCAACACUCGAGCUGAAAUCGCUGGGCGCAUGGGACAAAAGUGGAAAGGUCAAGAGUUCGCCAACACAGACAGUCGAGGGCUUGAAGCUCUACCAAGAUCCGGGCAAGGCUUUCUGGCGAUUUAGUGUGCAGCUGCCCCUGGCAGAGGCGGAAGCCCAAUGGCAGUACACAAUACCCAACAUGCGCUUCCUCUCAGAUGUGAGCAAAGAGUCAUCGAGGGUGUUCGUGGUGCCUGCGGUGACCGAAUCUAUGCGCAUAAUGUUUCACUCGUGUAAUGGCUUCUCUGUAGGCACGGAUGAAGAUUUCUGGUCAGGCCCUGUGCUGUGGAAUGAGGUCUUGCGGAUUCACAAUGAGAAACCCUUCCAUGUCAUGAUCGGCGGCGGCGACCAGAUCUACAACGAUGGAGUUCGCGUGAAUGGGCCGUUGAAGCCGUGGACGAACAUUGCCAAUCCCGCCAAAAGAAGAGACUACCCGUUUGAUGAGCGCAUGCGGGAAGAAUGCGACGAAUAUUACUUCAAUAACUAUGUUCGAUGGUACGGCACUGAGCCUUUUGCCGCGGCGAAUUCUCAAAUACCUCAGAUCAACAUUUGGGACGACCACGACAUCAUCGAUGGGUUUGGGUCAUACACGGACCAUUUCAUGAGAUGCGCCGUCUUCCGAGGCAUAGGCGGCGUCAGCUUCAAAUACUACUGUCUGUUUCAACAUCAUACAGCUCCACCGGUGUCGACAUUCACGACCGAUGCGCCUUCGACCAUGGAGGCGACCGCAGACGGCUCCGCAGGUGCCGAUCCACGCCAGUUGAAGGAUACGUAUGUCUAUAAGAGGACUGCGGAUGAUCCCAGCUGGAUCGUGGGAAAGCGACCAGGACCGUACGUCGAGGAGAAAUCGAGGAAUCUGUACAUGCGCCUAGGCAGACGAAUUGCAUUUUGUGGCGUUGACGCCCGAACCGAGCGGACCAGGAAACAAGUCAAUUACCCGGAAACCUAUGACUUGAUUUUUGACCGACUGGACACCGAACUCAGAGAUGCACGUGGCGAGAUCAAGCAUCUCAUUCUGCUCCUGGGUGUGCCCAUUGCUUAUCCCCGGCUCGCAUGGCUCGAAAACAUCUUCACCUCUCCGAUCAUGGCGCCUAUCAAGCUUUUGAACAAGAGAUUCGGCUUUGCCGGUGGUCUGUUCAACAACUUCGAUGGGUCGGUGGAUCUGCUGGACGACCUUGACGACCAUUACACGGCCCGACAUCACAAGCACGAACGCCGCGAGCUCGUCGUCCGCCUACAGAAGCUCGCCGCGAAGCAUUCGGUGCGUGUGACUAUACUCGGUGGCGACGUCCAUCUUGCCGCGAUUGGCCGAUUCUACUCGACCCCUGCGGACAACAUGGACGCCCUCGAGGACCCACGUUACAUGGUCAACAUCAUUUCGUCGGCCAUCACCAACAAACCUCCUCCCAAGGCGGUUGCCAAUCUGCUCGCGCGACGCAACAAGAUUCACCAUUUGAGAGACGGCAACACCGACGAGACGCUGAUGAGCAUGUUUGAUGUACAGCCCGGCGGGCAGGAAAAGGGCGCGACUUGGAACAACGUCACCAUGCCGAGUCGGAAUUUCGCCUGUAUCACGGAAAUCCCGGACGACGAUGACCACCACCCCGGCGGCGGCGACCCUCAGGCGCAGCAGCAGGCCAAUGGGGGAGUCAAUGGCUCCGUGCACGUCAACUCGACAGGGAAGUUGGGCAAGUCACGUCCCAACGCUGGCACGGACGGCCACAGCCCGCUCCACGCGGGCGAAGAUGGCGCUGGCUCGAAGCAUCCUGCCGCCGACGGAAUCAAUGCCCAAGGUUCGCUCAAGGGUGGAUUGAACGUCGCGAUUCGUGUCGAAAUAGACAAUCAUGAUCGUGAGGGCAAGACGCAGGGUUAUGGAAUGUCAAUUCCCAAAUUGACACCGCCUGCAUCUGCAGCUGCUCGACAACAAACUCCAGUCGAGAAUACAUCUGCGCCCGCCACAGCGACGACUGAACAGGACAACAUGAUCUAAAUGUUGACCGUCGAAGGUUGUCGACAUAGAUGAUCAAUCGUCCCACGUCGUCUUAUUUUACAGCCGCGACAUGUCUCGCUCAUUCGAAUGAGUGAGUUGAGCAGGACAUAUUUCGUCCCUCUGUCCUUCUCGGUCUCGGCCUCGGUCUCGAAAGGGAAUUAUCUGAAGAACUAUCCUUUCGUUUCUUCGCUUUUUGACUCUUGACUGAAGAGCACACGGGUGAGCGAAUGUGCAAUUGUCCACGCGGCCGCGGUUAGCCGACCAGUUCCUUUACAUCCCGUGUGUGCUUGACUUCCACAACAAAUUUCUCCCCUCAUCAGAGAAGUUGUUAACAGAAUCACAAGCACGCCGGUGUAAGUGUAGUUACCGCUUGUAUCACUUUUUAUUGUCAUCAGGUUUUUUUGCAUCACUCGGGAAAGGGGACAACGGUCAACGCUGUCUCGGACCAGCGUCUGGUUCUGCAGAGGGGCUGCAGUUAUUAUUGAUCACCGAAACUAUUUUGAAAAACUGCGUGUGGGUCGGGUGCAUCGGGCCUCAAGAAGAAGAACUUGAGAUUAAUGCUUCUGGAAGACCUUGUUCUGUUCUGUACUUUUACUCAUGGCGGUACACAUAAUAGCUGUGUACUACAUCUGCGGUCUUGAAUUCCCAGGUUGUGCCGUGGUCGUGUUGAGUCUAGAUACCCAAAAUCACAAUUUCUUUUUUGUUUUGCC
Messenger RNA from Exophiala oligosperma, 3229 nucleotides. RefSeq lists its product as hypothetical. Bases 420 to 2519 code for a protein of 699 amino acids. Gene Ontology annotation, cellular component: membrane. The record is from RefSeq and is a predicted model, not a curated record. The transcript is spliced from 3 exons. Lineage: Eukaryota; Fungi; Ascomycota; Eurotiomycetes; Chaetothyriales; Herpotrichiellaceae.